AUGCCUCGCGAGUUGGAGUCGGCUUUUGUCGAGCUGGGUCUCACCCAGUACCUAGAUGCAUUCGUCGACCAGGGCUUUGACUCCUGGGAUACCAUCCUCGAUAUUCAAGAGUCCGACCUCGAUGCACUCGGGGUCAAGCUCGGCCAUCGACGAAAACUUCAAAGGCGUAUCGCCAAUGCUCGAGGAAUCGCGCCCAGUGUCGCUUUGGUCUCGACGUUGAAGCCUGGUUCGGAGGAUGCCAAGCAGCAACAACAUAUCAGGCGAGAGAGUACUACUCGCUCUGAGGCUGGCUCCGAGUCCACCAACGGCGUUACUAAGAGGAAAUAUCGGCGUCACCCCAAGCCAGAUGAAAAUGCACCUGAGCGGCCACCGUCCGCCUAUGUUCUCUUUUCGAAUAAAAUGAGAGAAGACCUCAAGAGUCACAACCUCUCCUUCACAGAAAUUGCCAAGCUCGUUGGGGAGAACUGGCAAAACUUGGACCAGGUUGAACGAGAAUCGUAUGAGAAUCAGGCCAAUGCAGCCAAGGACAAGUACCGACGAAGACUCGCCGAAUACAAGAAGACUGCCGAAUAUCGCAGAUACGCACAGUAUCUUCAAGAGUUCAAGGAAAAGCAGAACAAACACAACCAGGCUUCCAAGGCCCAUCUGCCAACAGAGGCCCCCAAAAGGCAAAGGGUAGAUGCCAAGCGCGAUCCCGGUCGACUUCGUCAUGAUAGUAGUUAUGGAAGCACCACGAGCGGCGGUACCAGCGGGACGCUUUCGAGCGGCCUUUCUGGAACAGCAAGCGGGAGUAGUAGCGAGAGACAAAGAGAAAGUGAACCGCCCCCUCACCGUCGUCGCCGAGUCGAUUCGAUCGCAUCCAUCGCCGAAUCCCAAAUGUCCUCUACUGCACCUACGGCGCUUUCGCACAGGAACUCCCUCGACGAAGAUGGAUUGUCGCCACGCCACUCUCGUUUCGAAAGCAACAGCCCGAUUGACGGACGCCACUCGCAGCACUCCGCCACGUGGUAUGAUCGCUCGAACCCCCAAGAGCCUUCAAAGAUACUUCAGCAACUACCAUCACUGUCAGAUAUGCUUGACAAGGACAAACAUAUUGGUAUUAGCGGACGACUCCACCCUACCGGCUCCCCUCCGAUGAUUAUGGGUUCGCCCCUCUCAUACCAAAGUGAAGAGGGCUUGAAACGGACUGGAGGAUCGAAACUGCCCGACACUCGUCCAGCUGGCGAUAGCGCACUGCCGAUACAUGCCCUUCUUUCCAGCCAAGCGGCAUCUAAUUCGCCCUACACCAAAGCCCCUCCAAGGGGAUCCAGCAUGCCCAAUAGUAAGGAUACGCUUGAACACCCUCAUGGAUCGCCUGGCUAUGGGUUUCUGUCCAACUCACCCACAUUCAGGCAUAUGAAGACGGAGCAGUCCGGAGAUGGCGAUGUUGUCAUGACCACCACUGAGCGCUCUCCACUGAGCGCAUCUGGCGAAAAGGGACGCUUCGAUGGCAUGAGUGCCCUUCUUCAAGCCGGCGAAAUUGUUGGCCGUCGGGGUGGCCGUCGCUGA
This is a messenger RNA of Akanthomyces muscarius, 1548 nucleotides long. RefSeq lists its product as uncharacterized. Gene Ontology annotation, biological process: regulation of gene expression. The record is from RefSeq and is a predicted model, not a curated record. The transcript has 7 exons. NCBI's taxonomy places the organism in Eukaryota, Fungi, Ascomycota, Sordariomycetes, Hypocreales, Cordycipitaceae. Gene Ontology annotation, molecular function: protein binding. Gene Ontology annotation, cellular component: nucleus. Bases 1 to 1548 code for a protein of 515 amino acids.